Molecule: messenger RNA, 522 nt
Organism: Parastagonospora nodorum SN15
Lineage: Eukaryota; Fungi; Ascomycota; Dothideomycetes; Pleosporales; Phaeosphaeriaceae
Exons: 3
Coding region: 1-522 (173 amino acids)
Biological process (GO): proteolysis
Molecular function (GO): serine-type carboxypeptidase activity
Source: RefSeq, a predicted model, not a curated record
AUGCAGCUUCUUUCACUUCUGGCCAUUGGUGGCCUUACUGCCAGCGUUGCUGGUAGGAGCAUGCAGUCGGUUGGAAAGAGAGAAGAGGCCCCGAGACCGCGCGUUGCUCGUCCACACCCGUUGCGCAAUGUGCAGUCGGUGAAGCGUGAGGCGACGUCGAUCAUUAAUACCGAAGCGUCCAAGAAAUUCAUUGUCAACGGCACGGCAGGAGCUAUUCCAGAUGUGAACUUUGACAUUGGCGAAUCCUACGCCGGACUUCUUCCGAUCAGCGACAAGGCAAACGACAGUUCCAUGUACUUUUGGUUCUUCCCGUCUGAGAACAAGGAUGCCGAUGACGAGAUUACGAUCUGGUUGAAUGGAGGACCUGGGUGCUCUUCGCUCGAGGGCUUCUUGCAAGAGAAUGGUCCGAUCUCGUGGCAGUAUGGAAGCGCACCUUUUGCUGUCUACAAUCCGUGGAACUGGGCGAACCUUACCAACAUGGUGUGGGUCGAACAACCAAUAGGGCACUGGGUUUUCAUCUAA